AUGGUUUCUUACUCCAAGAUUUGGUCGACGGACAUUGAUCCUGUCGCGUAUCACUUUCGUCACCUUGACUACUUUCCUCAUCGGCUUCUUGGGCCCUUCUCCUGCUCCAAUACUUCGUUUUUUUUCUUCACCUGUAGCCCUGUCAUCUAUACCGUCGUCACCGAAAUCCCGUCAAGUUACCUGCGAUCCAAGAGCGUCUCCCUCGCAAGAGCUACCUACAACGUCAACGUCAUCAUCUACGGCCAGCUUAUGCCCCGUACGUCUCAGAAGGCGUGGUGGAAUUGGGGUGCCAAGGCUGGUUUCUUCUACGGUAGGUGGCAUCAAGUGCAUUGGCAUUAUUUGGGGUUACUUUGGGGUUACUUCCGCCUGCCUGAGACGAAGGACAGGACCUUCGCUGAGAUCGAUAUUCUGUUCAUGAACGGCGUCAGUGCGCGGGAUUUCCCCAAGACCAAGGUUGAUCUUGCCAACCAAACUGUUUCCCGAGAGGAAUAA
Messenger RNA from Pseudogymnoascus destructans, 492 nucleotides. RefSeq lists its product as uncharacterized. The record is from RefSeq and is a predicted model, not a curated record. Bases 1 to 492 code for a protein of 163 amino acids. The transcript has a single exon. Gene Ontology annotation, molecular function: carbohydrate:proton symporter activity. Lineage: Eukaryota; Fungi; Ascomycota; Leotiomycetes; Thelebolales; Thelebolaceae. Gene Ontology annotation, cellular component: membrane. Gene Ontology annotation, biological process: transmembrane transport; carbohydrate transport.